AUUGACUUCACCGGCGCUAGGUCCUUUUACAGCGUUACGUCACAAGCGGCGGGAUGUCGCGCAGGGCUGCCGACGGGCCGGGCUAAGCGGUGGUGGUGUGCAGCUGGCGGUGGAAGCGGCCAAUCAGAGGCGAGGCUGUGUCCCAGUUUGAUGAAAGACGACAUUUUUAAGCGGGUGAAAAAAAUAUUCCAGAGACCCAUAGAAUGUCGCGGGUACAUAAAGACUCCGCAUAUUUACUUAGGUCAUCAAAUGUACUGGAUACAAAAUGGAGGCUCCUCUUACUCCCCGCAACCAGCCAAUGGCAGCGCCCGGUUCACAUCGCGGAAGCAAUGGCGUCGAUGUCGUGAUCAGUCCUCACGCAAUAGCACCAGGCUGCUCCCUCCCUCCAGGCGUGUUUUGGUGCUGGAGCGCGGGUGUUUUCGCUGCAAUUCGCUACAAGAAGCUUGCUUGCUGGAAUUUAUAAUGCAGAAUCCAAUAGGCCUUGCUUGGUAACCCCGGCCUUCCCACACGCCCCUCUCUUAGUGUAGUCCGCCCCCGUUCACUUAUACAUGCCCAGUACCUAACUGUAUUCCAAUCCUCUUCCUCUUCCAUUCGUCAUCAAGCAGUCUUCAACCUUGCACUGCCCUAUCCUUAAUAAUACCUAACCUCGUUUCCCCGGAUUAUACAAGCACUGGUCCUCAAGAUCGAUAAAUAGCCACCACCACCCCCAUCUCACUUUCAACACACAAACAACAAGGUGGCUCGAUACGCAACACACAUACUCUUCUUCAUCCUCAUCGCCAUCCUCGCCAUCAUGAUGACUCAACGCACAGACUCUGCCGUCUCCUUCCUGGAAGACAAGCGUGACCAUGCCGACAUCGAGUCUGGCUAUGUCUCUGGUCACGACUCCGACUCCAACGUCCCCGUGAAGCCUAGCCCCGCCACGCCGCUCAUCUCCCUCUCCAAGGCACACAUCGAGUACCUCAACGACCAGAUGGAGCCUAUGCACCCCAUGGACAUCCUCCGCUUCUGCAAGAUCAUGUUCCCCAACCUCUACCAGUCUACUGCCUUUGGCCUCACUGGUCUCGCCACACUGGAUAUGCUCGCCAAGAUCCAGAACGAGAACCCUGGCUCCCGCCCCGUUGAGCUCAUCUUCCUCGACACUCUCUACCACUUCAACGAGACGUACGACCUCGUCGACCGCGUCAAGGAGAGAUACCCGGAGGUCCCCAUCAACAUCUUCAAGCCCGAGGGUGGCGAGACUGCUGAGCAGCUUGAGGAGACGUACGGCAAGGAAUUCUACCACAACGCCGGUGACAUGUACGAUUGGAUUGUCAAGGUUGAGCCUCUCGAGCGCGCCUAUGACACUCUCAAGGUCGCUGCUGUCCUCAACGGCCGCCGCAGAUCCCAGGGUGCUGCCCGUGGCUCCAUCCCCAUCAUCGAGCUUGAUGAGGAACGCAAUAUUGUCAAGAUCAACCCCUUGGCUGCCUGGUCCUUCAAGCAGGUCAAUGAUUACAUCAAGACCAACAACGUCCCUUACAAUGUCCUCCUUGACCGUGGCUACAAGUCCGUCGGUGACUGGCACUCUACUGCCCCCGUCAAGGAGGGUGAGGAUGAGCGUGCCGGCCGCUGGAAGGGCCAGUCCAAGACGGAGUGUGGUAUUCACAACAAGCAGUCCCGCUAUGCUCAGUUCCUCGUCGAGAAGAACCAGCAGAUCCCUCCCGUCUAAGGCUCGCUCUUGGGCUCGUAAUCAAAAUGGCGUUCGUUUGGGCUUCUUUCACGAUAUCAUGAUUUUUUUUCCGGCUUGCGGUAAUUACCGGCGAUGGUGGUCUUCUUUUCCCCUUCACAUGCACAUACAUUUGCUUCUGCACAUUUCAGCCUCAUUUUCUUCUCUUAUCAUGGCUCGGCGUUUUAUAUCUCACGUUUUUUUUUUGUAUUCUUCUUCAUGUUGCAAGAAGCAGCUGCCUCAUCAUGCACGAGCUUGGCAUCAUCUAGACAGCCGUUAUAGAAUAGCGUCUAUUUCUGAAUUCAAAAUAUGAAAAAAUGAAAUCACCAAAUGAAAUCGUAUCAUUGUGACCUCUCUGCGUAGCACUCGGCUCGGACGGCUUCAUGGCAUGACGUUGAUGUUG
Messenger RNA from [Torrubiella] hemipterigena, 2108 nucleotides. The record is from the annotation of a GenBank genome assembly. NCBI's taxonomy places the organism in Eukaryota, Fungi, Ascomycota, Sordariomycetes, Hypocreales, Clavicipitaceae.